Messenger RNA from Mya arenaria, 1085 nucleotides. RefSeq lists its product as uncharacterized. Lineage: Eukaryota; Metazoa; Mollusca; Bivalvia; Myida; Myidae. The record is from RefSeq and is a predicted model, not a curated record. The transcript has 5 exons. The coding region runs from base 2 to 853 and encodes 283 amino acids.
AAUGGGCGGUGGAAAAAUGGGCGGUAAUAUGGGUGGCGGCAUGGGUGGUGGUAUGGGAGGCGGCAUGCCAAUGGGCGCUAUGCCCAUGAUGAUGGGCGGCGCUGGUGGUAUGGGCGGAAACAUGGGUGGCGCUGGUGGAAUGGGCGGCGGCAUGGGCGGUGGCAUGGGCGGCAGCAAAGGUGGAAUGGGCGGCGGCAUCUCCAUGAUGGACCAGAUGAUGAUGCAAACGAUGAUGGAAGGUGCUAUGGGAGGCGGUAUGGGAGGUGGUGCCAUGGGAGGCGGUAUGGGAGGUGGUGCUAUGGAAGGCGGUGCUAUGGGAGGCGGCAUGGGAGUCGGUACUUUGAAAGGCGGUAUAGGAGGUGGUGCCAUGGGAGGCGUUUCUAUGGGUGCCGGCAUGGGAGGCGGUAUGGGAGGUGAUGCUAUGGGAGGCGGUGCCAUGGGGGGCGGAAUAGGAGGCGGUAUGCCUAUGAUGAUGCCUGGCGGCGGUAUGGGGGCAAUGGGAGGCGGUAAAAUGGGCGUCGGAAUGGGAAGCGGUAUGCCUAUGAUGAUGAUGGUGCCAAUGGGCGGCGCUAGCGGAAUGGGCGGUGGAAACACAGGUAUGGGCGGUGGCAUGGGCGGCGAUAUGCCAAUGAGGGGCGGAGGAAUGGGCGGCGGCAAAAUGGGAGGCGGCAUGCCCAUGAUGAUGAUGCCCGGUGGUGGCAUGGGCGGCGGUAUGGGAGGAGGUGAGGGUGGUAUGGGCGCCGGUGGAGCUGGUGGUAUGGGCGCCGGUGGAGCUGGCGGUAUGGGCGGUGGCAAUGGCGGUAUGGGAGGCGGAGCCGGGGGCAAGGGUGGAGCCCCUAAAGGCAAAUAUUAGGCGCUGUCUAGUGCUUGUCCUGGAAACGGUAUCGACUCACGACUCGUCCAAUCUCGGGAAUCCAGAAUGCCCUCGUCUUGUCCCCUGUCCACAUGCAUGCAUGACAUCUCCCGCGGUGUCAGCAACAGCAGCAUCACUGGUGUCUUAGAGAUUCGGCUCUUUUUGUUACAUUCGAAAGUGAUUUAAGCCGACAGUGACUUCUAGUGUUCAAGAUCUUGUACUGUACCAAAUA